AUGAAUCAAUAUUGUAAUAGUCCUUGUUCACCACUAAUGGUUCAUGAACUUGAACAAGAAGACUUGUUUGCUGGUAGAUGUAUACUAGUAAAUGGUCCUGUUAUUAUUGGUGCUGGUCCUUCAGGACUAGCAGUUGGCGCGGGCCUUAAACAACAAGGGGUUCCCUUUGUGAUCUUAGACCGCGCCAACUGCAUUGCAUCCUUAUGGCAAAACAGGACGUAUGAUCGCCUUAAACUUCACCUCCCGCGACAAUUCUGUGAAUUGCGUUACUUCCCAUUUCCACAAAACUUCCCUGAGUAUCCUACCAAGUAUCAAUUCAUUAGCUACCUUGAAUCUUAUGCCAAGAACUUCGAGAUCAGCCCACGAUUCAAUGAGUCGGUCCACUCUGCUAAGUAUGAUGAAACAUGUGGUUUAUGGAGGGUGAAGACAGUGUGUAGAAAUGGUUCAGUCAUUGAAUAUAUAUGUAGGUGGCUUGUGGUGGCUACAGGAGAGAAUGCAGAAAGAGUAGUGCCCGAAUUCGAAGGAUUAGAAGAUUUUGGUGGACAUAUUAUGCAUGCUUGUGACUAUAAAACAGGGGAAGUUUAUGAAGGGAAGAAUGUGUUAGUUGUUGGAUGUGGUAAUUCAGGCAUGGAAGUUUCACUUGAUCUUUGUCACCAUAAUGCAAGUCCAUUCAUGGUCGUUCGAAGCUCGGUUCAUGUUUUACCAAGGGAAAUACUCGGAAAAUCAACGUUUGAGUUAGGAGUAUCAAUGAUGAAAUGGCUAUCAAUUGAUGUAGUUGACAAGAUAUUACUAGUUGCAGCAAGGUUACUUCUUGGAAACAUAGAAAAGUAUGGUUUAAAAAGGCCAUCCAUUGGACCUUUACAACUCAAGAAUACAGAAGGAAAAACUCCAGUUCUAGACAUAGGUGCAUUACAAAAGAUUAAAACAGGAGACAUAAAGAUAGUUCCAGCAAUCAAAAAAUUUUCUCAAGGAAAAGUAGAAUUUGUCAAUGGAGAAAUACAAGAAAUUGAUUGUAUCAUUUUGGCAACAGGAUAUUGCAGCAAUGUUCCUUCUUGGUUAAAGGAAAGUGAAUUCUUUUCAAGGGAGGGAUUUCCAAGAAGUCCAUUUCCAAAUGGAUGGAAAGGAAAAGCUGGUUUAUAUGCAGUUGGAUUUACAAAGAGAGGACUUUCUGGUGCAUCUUUGGAUGCAAUUAAAGUAUCACAAGAUAUUGGAAAAAUUUGGAAAGAAGAAAUUAAACAGAAAAAUCAAUCUGUUGCUGUUGCAUGUCAUAGAAGAAACAAGUUAUCUUCCUUCUAG
Molecule: messenger RNA, 1296 nt
Organism: Solanum lycopersicum (tomato)
Lineage: Eukaryota; Viridiplantae; Streptophyta; Magnoliopsida; Solanales; Solanaceae
Gene: FZY3
Product: flavin monooxygenase-like protein
Biological process (GO): auxin biosynthetic process
Molecular function (GO): flavin adenine dinucleotide binding; N,N-dimethylaniline monooxygenase activity; NADP binding
Source: RefSeq, marked provisional